Messenger RNA from Alosa alosa (allis shad), 3906 nucleotides. Its product is annotated as 5-hydroxytryptamine receptor 1F. NCBI's taxonomy places the organism in Eukaryota, Metazoa, Chordata, Actinopteri, Clupeiformes, Clupeidae. Gene Ontology annotation, molecular function: G protein-coupled receptor activity. Gene Ontology annotation, cellular component: membrane. Bases 1649 to 3184 code for a protein of 511 amino acids. Gene Ontology annotation, biological process: G protein-coupled receptor signaling pathway. The transcript has 4 exons. The record is from RefSeq and is a predicted model, not a curated record.
UAGAGAUUCUUCAUUCAUUGCCCUUAAGUUUUGUGGUCAUUAGGCAUGAGUCUCUUGGUUUAUUUAUGGCUCUAUCCUAGCAGCAAUCCCACAAGUGUGUGGGGUGGGUAACGAUAUGCUUUCGUCAGCUGACCAACUUGUCUGUGACAAGGGUCUAGUGCCCUUACAUCACUCAAGUAUGCCUGUCUAGUCUGGUUGCUAGGCUCAGGCACUAUGACCAACCACUUUCAUCAAGGCAAACACUCCACUAACCAAAAAUAAGGGGGAAAAGCCAUGUCUGUCCGUAGGCUCAGAUAAAUACAGGCAGACAUCUGCCAUGAAAGGUGUAUUUCAGGCUGUUCCCUUACCUAUCAGUAUGUUGCUAUGAUCUUGAUUGACUUGGAUGUAUGUGGUUUAUUUAAGGGAGGGCCCAUUAUAAAAGCCAAUAUUGACUCCCGACAAUGGCCUCCCCAAAAGUGAAUGGAUGAAAAUGAGUAAUUCUCCGAGUCGCAAAUGCACAAGAGGACCGCGUGCGCAGUGUAUUAUCACGACUCUCAGAGUGGUGCUUGUGUGUGGUGCUGCGUCAUUGUCACUGAUAAUGAUUGGCCGGGCUGUGUCGCACCUGCGAGAUCUUCGAGACCAAUGCUCUGGUGCUGAGCAGCCUCCUCCAUGUCAGCGACGAGCAGUUCCAGGCACUGAGCGUCUCCUGAGAGCUGUGGCUCCUGCUGAUGGAAUUAAGACACAGACAGAUACACAGACAGACAGACAGACAGGCAGACACAGAUACACACACAGACACUGACACACACAGACAGACACUGACACAGACAUUGACACACAGACAGACAGGCAGAGAGACCAGAACAAAGAGACCCUUUUUAGAGCUAUAUCAGACUCCCAUAGAUACAGAGACAGAUAGACACAGACACACAGACAGAAAGGCCAGUAGAUAGACUUUUUGCAGUAAUUUCUGGAUGGUAAGAACUGUAGUUAUAUAGUUUUGCCUUAUUUAUUGUCUGGAUUGUACAUCCGCAAACAGACACAGACACUGCACUCCCACCCCAAGUUUUUACUUGGAUUCAGAUACUGACCCUCGUUUGAACCCCUCUGGUUACAACAUUUUUAUUUCCUUCUUUAUAGCUUGGUUGUGCAAUAUAAUCAGUCUCAUAGCCCCACUCUAUAAUUUAUCCAUAAUAAUAUUUCUAUAUAAUAUAUUCACAUAAUACAGUUAGAUAGACAGGCCUCUCACAUUUCCCCACUGCCUGAAACUAGUUGUAUUGCUCUCUUUAUAGUCUGCAUUGUAGAGUGUAGCACAAAUGGCUACACACAUUUACCCACGUUAGGGUUAUACUUCAUGCACUCAGUCUCUGCAGUACAACUUUUUCAAUGGUAAAAGGUUGCCAUGCACCAUGUGAAUGCCAUAUGUAUUGACAAACUGCUGAAUGGCUAGUCAGUGGCGGAUGUGUUUGCAUUCAAGGCUUCCCUGACACCCCCAGCAUGCAAUGCAACCCUCACUCCGCUCUUCAGGUGCUCUUCAGCCGGCCAACUUAUCGGUCUUCUCGUAGGGGAAGAAGGCGGAGGGCAUUGUUGCAGUGGACCAGACGGCCAACAGCCAGAGCCUGCAGGACUACAGGUUCCCCCGAGAAGAGUUAGUCAGUCACGUCAUGUCAUGAGACACUCGGGAUGGCAGCAGUGGCAGCCCCAGAUUAUCCCAGGUAACAUACUUGUGAUAUUGAUAGUUGCUGCCACGAAGACGUUCCACUCUGUGACAUCAAUUCUCAUAAUUAAUUUGGCCAUCAGUGACUUCCUGGUGGGCAUCGGUGUGAUGCCUUUUGUUGCUGUCUCCAUCAUGAACAAUGGCUGGGUGGAUUGCAAUGACCUGUGUCUGUAUGUGGGCUACACCUCAUCUGUGUACUGCACGGCCUCUGUUCUGACCCUGGCUGCCAUCGCUCUGGACCGUUACUACUCCAUAGUGGACUGCCUGCGCUACAGCUCACGCUGCACAGUCUGGAGGACCGGGGCAGCAGUCCUCUGGAUCUGGGUCCAGGCAGCCAUCACCAGCUGUCCCCCUCUGCUGGGGUGGGGCAUGGUGGACUAUGUGGCCCCCAUGUUCAGCUGUGCGGUGAAGUGGUCUAGCAGCACCACCUACACCGUCUUCAUGGCCACCGCCUCGUUCCUGCUGCCCGCCACGGUCAUCCUCUUCUGCUACGUGAAGAUUGUGCGCGUGGCCCGCAAUCACGCCCGGAGGAUCCAUAGCCUGGAGGACCAGCUCAACCGCAACAGGAGGUGCCCUGUUGCGCCCCCGCCCAGCACCAGUGCCACCGAGGGCCAGGACUCCCACGCUCCCACCAGCCUGGUGUACUACCUAAGUGGGGGGUUCUUGACCGAGAGCUCAAUGGAUGGAGGUGGGUCUGUGUCUUCUCUCCCUGAUUCCCAAGCCACGCACUCCUGCAGUGAGUCCCGCACCCAGCCCUCAAGCGCCAGCAACAGCACCAGCUCUGGCUCCAGACGACUACACACCUUCAUCGCCCAGCUCCAAAGCAGCGGCACUCAGCCCCACAACCCCACCCACCCUUCCCAGAGCCAAUCGCACGGCGUUGUGCGCCUCUUCAUGGUCAUAGCCGCCUUCUUUCUGUGCUGGAUGCCUUACAUGGGCGUGGCCAUGGUGCAGGCCACCGAGAAGGUCCUAUCGCGGCCCUCCAGCCUGGUCCCGCAGUCCGCCAUCACCUUCUCCUAUUGGCUGGUGCUGCUCAACUCCGACAUCAACCCGUUGCUCUACGCCCUGCUCAGCAAGCGCUUCCAGGGGGCGCUAAAGAGCCUGCAGCAGAAGAUCCAGGCCAGGCUGGGGGGGCUGGUGGGGAGAGAUCAGGAGAGAGCAGAGGGGGAAGCCAGAAGGGACGGCAGUCCCUGUUUCGAGGCUGCACCCAGCCACCAUCUGCCACAAGGGGGCGACUGUGCCACCCCGGAGGGGACCACCACGUACACUUCUGUCUUCACCCUCAGCUCUUCUCAAGACAGUUGCAGGGAGUGCGCCGGUGAUGCACCAGUCUGUGAGGAUGAAGGCCCCAGGAGGUUGAGCUGUUUGCGGGUCCCCUCCCAGCAACAUGUGGGCGACAGACUCCCCUGUUCAGCUGCCACUCAGGAGAGACAGGCCACCUUCUUCUAUGGCCAGAUCACAGUAAGGGUGGAGCACGACAUUUGCUGACAACAAACACAUCUCUUUUUUCCACAUACAUCUGUCCUUGAUUCCUCUAUCCACACAGCAUUCCUUCCUCGUGUCCUUCACAUUUUAAUUAGAGGACAUCAGCUUGGAGUUAGGACAUCCGAAAGGAAGGAAGGAAGGGAGGGAGACAAUGUGAUCAGGGAAAACCCCAUCACAUGGUGAAAUUUCACCAACGUAUGAUUCUGAUACCAUCCUAGCAACAUCCAGGAUUUUGCAAGGAUGGUUUCCAGGAUGUUGCUAAGAUGGAAUCAGAAUCUUGAGUUGGUGAAAUUUCACCAGAGGGUUGAAACAGAGCAGAAAUUUCCCAGAACCCUUUACAAUUAAGAGAAUUGAGAAGAACUCAAUCAGAUAGUCCAUGUUACAAGUUCAGUAUGUGGAGUCAUGCACUCCCAAGCUAAUAAGUAUUCAAAGGUCAGGUUUUUGCAGAGAACUUAUUUUCUGUCACAAUGAGCUUAAUCACAAUGCAAGUAAGCGGAUUACAAUUUCACUUCCUCCUAAUUUCCUUUGUACUAUCCAAGCGUACCGCACAGAAUGUUGAAGUGGGGUUGCCAAGGGUUCACACCCUCACAAGCAGGCAAUUUCAGACUUGCAGUGUCACGCUGCUUUCCUUUCCAGCCAUGCAAAGAUAUCUCAAGCUUAACUAAAGAUCUCAAUAUUUCAGCCACUCAGUCAGCGGCAUAAAUAAAAAUGAUACAUUAAGUAAA